Molecule: messenger RNA, 1659 nt
Organism: Aureobasidium vineae
Lineage: Eukaryota; Fungi; Ascomycota; Dothideomycetes; Dothideales; Saccotheciaceae
Source: the annotation of a GenBank genome assembly
AUGGAUGCAAAGCCCCAAAGACCCCAACGCCCUUUGCGCGUCCAUGACGAGAACGCCCUUCCUUCGCAUCCAGUCGCAGCCAAGGGUACUCACCAGCGCAAUAAGUCUUCCACCACUCUACCCACCCUGAUGCAGAACGGUGCUGUACGCGCUGGUGCCAAGCGCGCUGUCUUCGCCGAUGUGAGCAACACCAUCAGGACAGCUCCUGUGACAGAUGACGGUGUGAAGGCACAUGACAAUGGCAAGGCAGCUGCCAUUUACCUGGAGCCUCUUGUGGGUUCAAAGCCUGCUCAGAAGCCUCUCACUGUCAAGAGCAUCAACACUACUAUUGCACCUACCGCUGCCCUCCCUACUAUCCGCAAAGUUCAAGCGAAGAAGAGUGCCCCUAUCCUCAGAGAUUCAGCUGCACCCACCAUCGACGAAGCAACAGCUGGCGAGACAGAACCCUCAUCCGAAGGCACUACCGACGAAGUCGAGAGUCAACAACAAGUCGGGGUUGUCGACGAUACCCAGGAGGACACUGCUGUUGGAUCCGUCCAACCGCCGCAAGCUUUAACCCUUCCCGAGGCAGUCAUCGUGGAUACCAACGCCCUGGAGCAGUUUGCGCCGGAAACUGAGGAGAAGGUUGUCGUCUUGAGUCAAUCGUUGAUCACUGUCAACGAUGAUGACUACGAUGAGGAAUAUGAAGAGGAACUCUACGAAGGGAGCCAAACAGUGACACGAGGUGGUGUCACAGACAACACAACUGGUGGAGCCACAGUCGUGCUAUGCCCAAAGCAUACUGCCAAGACAUUGAGAGAGAUCGAGGAGGCCAGACAGGUUGUCGAGAGCACUCGUACUCCCGAGGAUAUUGAGGACGACCAAUGGGACACGUCAAUGGUAGCCGAGUAUGGUGAUGAGAUUUUCGAGUACAUGCGAACUCUCGAGAACGAAUGCCAAUGGUCGAUGCGAUCCGUGCUCAUGGACUGGAUGAUCCAGGUCCACACACGUUUCACCCUCUUGCCUGAGACUUUGUUCCUGGCUGUCAACUACAUCGACCGUUUCCUUUCCUGCAAGGUCAUCUCACUAGGCAAGCUGCAGCUCGUCGGCGCCACUGCCAUCUUCCUUGCCGCGAAAUACGAGGAGGUCAACUGUCCCUCGGUCCAGGAGGUCGUUUACAUGGUUGAUGGCGGCUACACCCAGGAUGAGAUUCUCAAGGCUGAGCGUUACAUGCUCAGUAUGCUUUCCUUUGAGCUCGGCUGGCCUGGUCCCAUGAGUUUCCUGCGCCGCAUCAGCAAGGCCGAUGAUUACGACCUAGAGACCAGAACCUUGGCAAAGUACUUUCUGGAGAUCACCAUCAUGGACGAACGCUUUGUUGGCUGCACUCCGAGUUUCCUGGCUGCAGGCGCCCAUUGCCUUGCCCGCCUGAUGUUGCGCAAAGGCGAUUGGACCCAAGCUCAUGUCUACUACUCCAACUACACCUACGCACAGAUCCGUCAACUCUUGGCCGUCAUGGUUGAGUGCUGCGAGACUCCUGAUGUUCACCACAACGCCGUCUUCGUCAAGUACCAGGACCGCCGCUUCAAGCGCGCAUCUCUAUUCGUCCAGACCGAGAUGAAGAAGGGCUUUAAGCUUCCUGUCUACCAGCGUGCCACCUCUAUCGGUUACAAGGGCUGGUGA